This is a messenger RNA of Mesoplodon densirostris (Blainville's beaked whale), 660 nucleotides long. It is a transcript of the gene H1-4, whose product is annotated as H1.4 linker histone, cluster member. The transcript has a single exon. Gene Ontology annotation, biological process: nucleosome assembly. Lineage: Eukaryota; Metazoa; Chordata; Mammalia; Artiodactyla; Ziphiidae. The record is from RefSeq and is a predicted model, not a curated record. Gene Ontology annotation, molecular function: DNA binding; structural constituent of chromatin. Gene Ontology annotation, cellular component: nucleosome. Bases 1 to 660 code for a protein of 219 amino acids.
AUGUCCGAGACUGCGCCCGCCGCGCCUGCUGCACCGGCCCCUGCCGAGAAGACGCCGGUGAAAAAGAAAGCUCGUAAGGCUGCAGGUGCUGCAAAGCGCAAAGCGUCCGGGCCCCCAGUGUCCGAGCUCAUCACCAAGGCUGUCGCUGCCUCCAAGGAGCGCAGCGGCGUUUCUCUGGCUGCGCUCAAGAAGGCGCUGGCGGCCGCGGGCUACGAUGUAGAGAAGAAUAACAGUCGCAUCAAGCUGGGUCUUAAGAGCUUGGUGAGCAAGGGCACUCUGGUACAGACCAAGGGCACCGGCGCCUCAGGUUCUUUCAAGCUCAACAGGAAGGCGGCCACAGGGGAGGCUAAGCCCAAAGCCAAGAAGGCGGGCGCGGCCAAACCCAAGAAGCCUGCAGGAGGAGCAAAGAAACCCAAGAAGGCGACGGGGGCGGCCACCCCCAAGAAGAGCGCCAAGAAGACCCCAAAGAAGGCGAAGAAGCCUGUCGCGGCUGCAGGAGCCAAAAAAGCAAAAAGUCCGAAAAAAGCGAAAGCAGCCAAGCCGAAGAAGGCGCCCAAGAGCCCAGCGAAAGCUAAGGCGGUGAAACCCAAGGCGGCUAAACCAAAGACCGCCAAACCUAAGGCAGCCAAGCCAAAGAAGGCGGCAGCCAAGAAGAAAUAG